Molecule: messenger RNA, 876 nt
Organism: Cyclospora cayetanensis
Lineage: Eukaryota; Apicomplexa; Conoidasida; Eucoccidiorida; Eimeriidae
Product: GDT1-like protein 3
Exons: 7
Coding region: 1-876 (291 amino acids)
Molecular function (GO): metal ion transmembrane transporter activity
Source: RefSeq, a predicted model, not a curated record
AUGCCACUAUUGCUUACUCAAGCGAUCAAAGAAAUCGAUUGUCGUUUUGUGCAUGAAACCAGAUCAGCCCCUGGUUUUUGUGUGCAUGCAGCCCAGGCAGCAAUUUACAGCCCCCCAGUGGUAUCAGCUACACCUCUUCUCUCAUUGACAGGGACAACGGAUACAAGCUGGAGCUCUGCGUUCAUUGGGACCCUACUUAUGAUCAUUUGCUCCGAGUUAGGAGAUAAGACAUUUUUAAUCACUGCCAUUCUUUCGAUGCGCUGCACGAAGAGCGAAUCCUCUGACAAAACAGGACCGCACGUGGGCACACGCUGGCACGUCUUUGCAGGAGGGUUUUUGGCUUUGGCGGUUAUGACCCUUUUAGCUGCAGCAGGUGGACGAGUAAUCCCGUUGUUUCUCAAGCAGGAACUGCGCACUGUCUUUAUGGCUGCUCUUCUUGUGCUUUUUGGACUUAAAAUGCUGUACGAUGCCAUGAUCUAUGAAGAGAAUAAUGAAGAACCAGAGGAGCUGAAAGAGGUGUCGCGGCCUGAGCAUGGAGCAGCGUUAGUUGGGCCCUCGCGGCUUCUUCGCGCUGCCCGCUACUUCUUCAGUCCUAUUUUCAUACAGGCUGCCUCAUUAACACUAAUGGCUGAGUGGGGUGACAGGUCUCAGCUUGCAACAUUUGCCUUGGCGGCAGAUAGAAGCGCUUCUGCGGUUUGUCUUGGGGCCAUCUUGGGCCACGGCCUGUGCACAGGACUCGCCGUCUUAGGCGGCAACGUUCUUGCAAAAAGGAUUUCAGAGCGACUUGUUCUACUUAUCGGAGGGAUCUGUUUCUUAUCAUUCGCCCUCUUCACCGUCGUGGAUGAGCUGUUCAGUUCAGGAGGUAUUAUGAAAUGA